AUGAGUUGCUACAAACUUCCUGAUGGUGUCUGUGAUGAGAUUGAAUCAAUGUUGUCCAGGUUUUGGUGGGGGUCAAGAGAAGGUGAGAGGAAAAUUCACUGGAUGAGUUGGGACAAAUUGGCUCGUUCUAAGAGCGACGGUGGUAUGGGCUUCCGUGGUUUCAGGGAUUUCAAUACUAGUCUCCUGAGUAAGAAAUUUUGGAGACUUUGGCAAGGAGAUGGAUCUCUUGUGGAGCGGUUUUUCAAGGGGAGGUACUACCCUAGGAGCUCUAUUGCGGAGGCGGGUUUGGGUUACAAACCAAGCUACGCCUGGAGGAGUAUUUAUAGCUCUAGAGAUGCUGUUUUGAAAGGGUCUAGAUGGCGUAUUGGAAACGGUGAGCGGGUGAAGAUAUGGACUGAUAACUGGAUUCCUUCUUUAUCGAGUUUCAAACCCCUAAGCCCGUUGGUUCCACAAAACACUAAUGUGUUGGUCAGUUCUCUUAUUGAUAGUGACCUGUGUUGUUGGAAGAUGGACUCCUUGAAGGAGUUGUUUGGUAAGAGUGACGUUGCUCACAUAGCCUCUAUUCCCAUUUCUAAGAUGGUGCUGGAAGAUAAGCUGGUGUGGAACGCUGAGAAGCACGGAUACUUCUCUGUCAAGACUUCGUAUCAUCUUCUUGGAAAUGCUAGACGGUGCAGCAUCCCUGGCCCUUCGGUUAGUGAUGAAGAAGGCUUUUGGAAAUUGCUAUGGAAAGUUCCUGUUGAGAAUAAAAUAAAGGAAGUUGGUUGGGCAUUGGGAAGUUGGUUGGAUCUCGCACUUGGUUAG
Vicia villosa (hairy vetch) is the source of this 801-nucleotide messenger RNA. RefSeq lists its product as uncharacterized. Bases 1 to 801 code for a protein of 266 amino acids. NCBI's taxonomy places the organism in Eukaryota, Viridiplantae, Streptophyta, Magnoliopsida, Fabales, Fabaceae. The record is from RefSeq and is a predicted model, not a curated record. The transcript has a single exon.